AUGAUCAAGAAGUGGGAAGACGAAGAAAACAAGUGCUGGUUAUGUUUUGAAAAAGUGGCAGGCCUCGUUCUCAAUGGGUCCGGUGUCCUCCAUCCACAUGGUGAAGCUUGGUGGUCGUCCGUUGAUCACUCCCACCGACCACGGACAGUCGCAUUUAAUGGAAGCAGUGACAUUAUAUAUAAUGGACUAACUCAAAUGAACAGCGGGAAGAAUCACAUUUCAGUUUUUAAUUGCCACAAUGUAACUUUAUCAAAUCUUCAUCUAAUCGCUCCUAAAGAAAGUCCUAACACCGAUGGAAUCGACAUUGCUUCUUCAAACAAUAUCCGGAUUCUAAAUUCAUCAAUCCAGACAGGUGACGAUUGUGUUGCUAUCAAUGGUGGUUCAUAUAAUAUCAACAUAAGUCAUGUGGCAUGUGGUCCGGGUCAUGGCAUCAGCAUUGGAAGUUUGGGGAGAGGUGGGCUAAAUGAAACAGUUGAGAAUGUGAAAGUAACACACUGCACCUUCAACGGAACUAGUAAUGGGGCAAGAAUCAAGACUUGGUCUGGAGGGCACGGGUUCGCCAAAAAUAUUCUAUACGAGAAUAUUACGUUAAUAGAUGUCCAAUACCCGAUCAUCAUCGAUCAACAUUACUGUAACGGUGGUCACAACUGUAAACAAGGGGCGACUGCUGUGCAAGUGAGCGACGUUACAUAUAAAUACUUCAAAGGGACAUGUGCACGUGAUAUUGCAAUAAAACUAGAUUGUGACGAAUUAGUCAAUUGUCAUAACACUGUGAUGGAACACAUUAACAUCACUUCUUCGUCUCCCGACAAGCAGCUCACCGCGUAUUGUCAAUACGCGGAUGUAGUUAGUCAUUUUGUCUCCUCUGAUAUCAAGUGUGGUUCUGAUGAAGAACCACAGAGUCCUCAACCUCCCGUAGCCGUUGAACCUCCGACCUCGGACUCCUCGGCUUCCUACAUUGGUCCAUCUUCCAUACCUUAUAUAAGGCGCCUUCUUGCGAAGCUUCUCUGA
Molecule: messenger RNA, 1011 nt
Organism: Microthlaspi erraticum
Lineage: Eukaryota; Viridiplantae; Streptophyta; Magnoliopsida; Brassicales; Brassicaceae
Source: the annotation of a GenBank genome assembly